UCGGAAACGUGGCAGCGAACGCGGCGCUGUUGGCAUUUCUCGCGAGUGUCCUCCGGUGUUUUCUCGCCGUAUGGAGGGACUGACGACGAUCGAGUGACACGGGAUCGAGUGCACGAGAGACGUUUUGCGCGUUUGAGACAGCAGGCAGUAGUAAUCAGCUGUCGAGUGUUCGGAAGUAAACGAUGAAGUGGUUUAUCUUGCUCGUAGCAUUUGCUGCCUUGUGCGUAUCUGUAUAUGCAGAAGAGGAGGAAGAGGCUGCCAGAUUGUUGGUAUCUAAACAAAUACUCAAUAAAUAUUUGGUAGAAAAUAUGGACAUAGUUAUUAAGUACACUAUUUACAAUACUGGCAAUGUCGCAGCAUUGGAAGUCGAGAUCACAGAUAAUUCGUUCCAUCCAGAUCACUUCACUCAUGUGAGUGGCGAGUUGAAUGCUAGGAUUGACCGCGUACCACCCUAUACUAAUGUGAGUCACACUGUGGUUGUGAGACCACGCAAGUUCGGGUACUUCAACUUCACCUCAGCAGAAGUUUUGUAUCGUCGCAAGGAAGAUGCCCCUAGACUACAAGUGGCUGUAAGCAGCGAGCCUGGCGAGGGACUUAUUGUGGCAUACAGAGAUUAUGAUAAACAGUUCUCAUCUCAUGUGGUUGAUUGGGCCGCAUUCGCUGUGAUGACUCUACCUUCUCUGCUCAUUCCAUUCGCUUUAUGGUACUCGAGUAAAUGUAAAUACGAGAAACUGCUGAAGAAUACAAAAAAACACUGAUUAUAUAUAUGUUAGAGUCGUUUUCAGAAAUUUCUAGGUCACUUUAUAAAUUUUCUUAUAUCAUAAGAAACACGACUGUUCCAUUACAUAUACUACUUUUGUAAUAAACGUAACGCUAUUUAUGAAAA
Molecule: messenger RNA, 886 nt
Organism: Pogonomyrmex barbatus (red harvester ant)
Lineage: Eukaryota; Metazoa; Arthropoda; Insecta; Hymenoptera; Formicidae
Gene: SsRbeta
Product: signal sequence receptor beta
Cellular component (GO): membrane; endoplasmic reticulum
Source: RefSeq, a predicted model, not a curated record